Messenger RNA from Camelina sativa (false flax), 711 nucleotides. RefSeq lists its product as uncharacterized. Lineage: Eukaryota; Viridiplantae; Streptophyta; Magnoliopsida; Brassicales; Brassicaceae. The record is from RefSeq and is a predicted model, not a curated record.
AUGAACAAACCAUUGUUCAUAUGUAUUGUCAAUACUAUUGAGAAUGGAGUCCCAUACUUCAGACAAAGACGAGAUGCUACUGGAAGGCUGGGUCUUUCUGCACUUCAAAAAUGUACGGCAGCUAUUCGUAUGAUGGAAUACGGAUGUUCGACAGAUGCACUGGAUGAAUAUCUACGAUUCGCUGAAAUAACCGCCCACAAAUGCCUUGAAAAAUUUGUGGAAGGAGUAAUAAAUAUUUUUGGAGACGAGUAUCUUAGAAGUUCAACAGCAGAAGACCUCCAACGAUUACUUAAUAUUGGAGAACAUCGCGGUUUCCCCGAAAUGGUAGGGAGUAUAGAUUGUAUGCACUGGGAGUGGAAGAAUUGUCCCACUGCAUGUAAAGGACAAUAUUCACGUGGAUCUGGAAAACCGACAAUCAUACUAGUGGCUGUGGCAUCGCAAGAUUUAUGGAUUUGGCACUCAUUUUUCGGUCCACCAGGUACGUUAAAUGAUAUUAAUGUGUUGGACCGCUCACCGGUGUUUGAUGAUAUCCUAGAAGGCAAAGCUCCAAGAGUUACAUACUUUGUCAAUGGAUGGCAAUACAAAAUAGCGUACUACCUCACUGACGGUAUCUAUCCCAAUUGGGCGACUUUCAUCCAAUCGAUUUACUUCCACAAGGCCAAAAAGCAAAACUUUUUGCUCAAUGUCAAGAAGCAUGCCGGAAAGAUGUAG